GCCUCCGCUGCUCCUUCGCCACCGAGCUGAGAGGAAGCGGAGGAAAGGACGGGCACGGGCCGAGCACCGACGAGCAGCGGCAGGGCCGGGGCUGCGGGCGCCCGGCGGAGGCAGGGUAUGCCAUGACGGGUUGCAGAUUGCCGCUUGGCGCUUUUAGAAAUCUAAAUGUUUGGCUUGGUCUCUUGGAGAACUCUCCUUAUAAACUCUGCACACCCUGGAAGAGGCUUCUUUAUUCUGCAAGCCAGCAGCAAGUAACGGCAAUUGCCCCAAAACAUUUAUGUGUUUCUCCUUUAAAACACCAAGUAUUUUUAACACCAUUGCCCAAAAGUGCACUGAGGAUUUCUGUAUGUCUCAAAAGCAACAAAAGUUCUCGGAAGAACGCAAAACAAACUGUGCCAGAGGAGUCUGAGGAGGAAGAUGAAAACAAAGAGAUAAGUGAUUCAGAAGAUGAGUUUGAGGAUGAUUCUACUAUAGUGAAAGAUUACAAAGAUCUUGAAAAAGCAGUACAGUCUUUUCGAUAUGAUGUAAUAAUGAAAGCUGGUCUAGACAUUGCAAGAAACAAAGUGGAAGAUGCGUUCUAUAAUGGUGAACUCAGGCUGAAUGGAGAGAAACUAUGGAAGAAGAGCAGAGCGGUAAAAGUCGGUGAUACACUGGACCUGAUAAUUGGAGAGGACAAAGAAACAGAAAGUGCCGUAGUAAUGAGAGUUGUCUUAAAGAAGGCCUCCGACAAGGUCAACGAUGAAAAAUACAGAGUGGUGUUAAGGCGCUGGAGGAACUUAAAGGUGCCCAAGCAGGAUGUAUUUAAGUGAACUAGGAUUUGCAUGUGGCAGAGGUUUCCUUGUGAACAACUGUUGGUUAUACAAUAUAUGAAUUUUGGUUAAACAAAAUUCCUGCAUUCUUUUUUAAAGAAAAUAAUAUUUAAAUGGGUAUGCGAUGGCAUGAUGCCACCUUCCUUACUAUGAACAUCACUUUGCCCGUGACUUUUUAGUUUGCUGCUUUUGUUCCAUACUGAGGGAGAAAGCAAUGUUUCUAUGAAAAGAUAGAACAAAGGAAUAAAAGGGAAGGCUAAUUUUAAAUAUUCUCUGCUUUUGUUUAAAUGACAUGACCCAGAAGCCCAAAACUAAACAACUUGAGUGGGAAGAAAGCCUGGUUUUUCUUUACUCAUUGUGUGGUGUGAUAACAGUAGCCAGUCAGUCAGGAACCUGGUUUUUCUUUUCUUUUUUUUUAAAAAAAUAAGCCCAACCUGGUAGAUUAACAAUACAGCUUUCCAUUUCCAUGUGUAAUCACUGAGCUGUGGUGCUGAUGGUUUAUGGUUGCUUUCCUUUUACAUAUUGUCUGGUGGUACCUUUUGUGAAAUGUAUUUUAGUAUGCUGGCUGCUAUGUUUACUAGAGCAGAGUUCCCUUACUCAUAGGGGACAUGGGUAAGAUCAGGUAGGCCUAGUGCUUCCAUGGAAUGAUUUGUCUCAGGAACUCCAGGGUCUAUAGGGAUUGGCUUAGCAGUGCACUGUGUUAUAAAGCCAUAGUCAUGUACACUGCACAUGAAAGCCCCAUGCUUGUUCCAGUGAGAGUAUGGACAUCUUAAACAUGUAGAUUGCUCCAUCACUUCAACCCAAGUAGUGGUUCUGGAUGCAGAGCCCCCUACAUACAAAGUGAUUUCCUCUGCAGAUGUAUACAGAAGUCUACAUGCACACUGGAACACAGCCGAGUCCCUGGAUCAGACAGCAUAGGUCUACAAAUUUUAAUGGGCAUUAGCUUUGUAUCACAAAGUACAGAGAUUCUGUUUGCAGGCAACUUAUUGUGUCCCAUGCAUUAAUUUGGACAUGCAGCUUAGUAAAACACCUGUAGAAUUCAGUUUGUUUUCAUAUCCACUGUAGAUUAUGGGCUCACCCACACUUACCUUUUGCCCAUGCUUUCUAGAAACAGGUUCACACUUUACAAGCAGUUUCCGAGCAUUUUUUGUUGUUGGCGGCAGCACUUUCCCCAUGAAAAACCACUCUUUAAUGCCUAAUUGGAAUGAAUGGCAGUUUGGGUUAGCUGCGGAUUGUUGUUUGCUCUGAUUCAGCAGGAAAGAGUGCGUCUUUGCAUGGAAAGCACUUGGGAAAAGAAAAAGAAGCAGUGCUUUAAAGUGUGGACCUGUGCCUAAAAAUACGGCACAAAAGUAAGUCUUGAUGAGCCCUUAGCAACCAGAUGAGGAAGUGCUAGAGGAUAAAGAGAAAAUCAUGUGAAAAUAUAAUGGUCGCCUUAUCUCAAACACUCAUGUGAUAUAGGAAAUCAAAGCACAUGAUGCCACUUUAAAGGUAAGUAUUGUAUGUCACCCUAAAAAUGCUUCCUCCCCCCAAGAUUGUUAUUUUUGUUAAUACAGAAUUGUGUCUGCCUUCAAAUGUCAUUUGUUCCCAUGUGAAUAAGAAAUUCUAGUGUUAAAACUAGCUUAAUAAAGUCCUUCAAAAUAUAUGAAA
This is a messenger RNA of Zootoca vivipara (common lizard), 2456 nucleotides long. It is a transcript of the gene MTRES1, whose product is annotated as mitochondrial transcription rescue factor 1. Gene Ontology annotation, biological process: regulation of mitochondrial transcription. Lineage: Eukaryota; Metazoa; Chordata; Lepidosauria; Squamata; Lacertidae. The record is from RefSeq and is a predicted model, not a curated record. Gene Ontology annotation, cellular component: mitochondrion. Gene Ontology annotation, molecular function: RNA binding.